GUGACGCAUAAACUCGCCCUUCUUUACGUGCGCGUUCUCGAGUGAGCUCCGAGUCCGAACAAAUAGAGGACGACUAGGUUCCUCUGAAGGCUUUCUCCAUUUUCUUUUUUCAUCUCGAACAGGCCCAAAAUUUUCCUUUUAGAUUUUAAUAACUCCUCAGCAUGGAAAAGAAGCUCUUUGGCGCUGUUUUGGUCAUUUGUAUCGGCUGGUUUCAAGCCGAAGCUAUGACAGCGGGCUUCAUAAAAUCGCCUUUGUCUCAGAUGAAACUCAUUGAAGACAAUGCAGAGCUGGAUUGCGAGGUCAUAGGGAAUCCCAUCCCUGAAGUUCAGUGGUGGUUUAUUGAGGGCGAGGAGCCAGAUGAAAUCAUCACUCAGCUGUUUGAUGGUGCAAGAGAGGAUCGCGUUCACAUCAACGCCACCUAUAUUGACCACGCCACCAGCUCGCUCAUCCUCACCAACCUAACGUUCAACGACACAGGCGUUUAUGAGUGCCGUGCCUCAAACGACCCCGACCGCAACGACCUCAGGACCCCGCCAAAAGUCAAGUGGAUUCGCUCACAAGCGAACGUUAUAGUGUUUGAACGUGCAACCAUCAUGACUAGUCCCGAGGUGAACAAUGCGACCUCGGCAACUCUGAGCUGCAACCUGACCAACCCUUCUUCUCCAAUCAAAGGCCACUAUUGGGUCAAGAAUGGAAAGAAAAUCGAAGAAUCGUAUUCGACAAAUACAGACUCCUAUGCUGAACACUUCAUUGAAAAAGCUGAUUAUCAUCAUUCCGGAAUAUAUACCUGUGUCUUCCUAACAGAACCUCAGGCCAAUGCCACAAUUGAAGUUAAAGCUUUGCCGCACAUAAAAGCUUCCAAAAGCUCAGAGAACGCUAAUGAGAAAGACAAGGCUGUGCUGAGCUGUGGAAGUCAAGGAUACCCAUCCCCUACUGACUGGAGCUGGUUCAAGCUUCCUGAUGCAGGAGAACGGACCCCCAUCUUUAAUGGCACUGAUGAUAAGUAUGAGAUCAAGAGCACCCCCAACAAGACCACACUGUAUGUCAAAGACCUGGACAUCAACGAGGACAUGGGCUUCUACCAGUGUCAAGGCACCAGUGAGGUUGGCACUGGUACAGACGACAUCCAGCUGCGUGUGCGGAGUCAGCUGGCCGCUCUCUGGCCUUUCCUCGGGAUCGUGGCUGAGGUCAUCAUCCUCAUCACCAUCAUCUUCGUCUACGAGAAGAGAAGAAAGCCUGAUGAGAUCAAUGACGAUGAUGACUCAGGAUCUGCUCCCCUGAAGAGCAACUCCGCUACAAACCACAAAGACAAAAAUGUCCGGCAAAGAAACUCCAACUGAGGAAGGAGAAAGGGUGUUUUCAUGACUGCUGUUGAAGAUAUAAAGAUCGUUGAGUUUGAGUAGCACAAUAUAGUGCGCCCGGCAACUUCACCCUCUGCUUGAGUGUAAAUGUCUUGAUGAUGAUAAUAACUGGUCUCCUUUUACUUUUAUUCCUAUCCAUACUGUGCUGCAAGCAGACCUUUUAAACGUGGGUUUAGGGAGGGUGGGGAGGGAAGUACUGCAUGAUUGUAUUGCUGUAGAAGUGUGUGUUUAGUGGAAAUCUCUUAAUGUGGGAAUAAACUGUUUCUCUUUAUUUGAUUUUUAUUUUUGUCUUCCUGGCUUUUUCACUGUUCUUCAAGUGUUCACAAAUACAACAGUUCUGAUUCUUUGGCAGCAGUCAAAGCUUAGCUUCCUUGUUAUUUUUCUGUACGCCUUAAUGUUUAGCCACUUUAUUGUACAUGCUGUUUUUAAUAACAUACAAAUAAUUUAAGCUAACUUUUAUGUGCAGUACAGCGUAUUAAAGUGCUCUAUUCCACGUGGAUGGUCAAAUGCCACUGUUUUUUUGUCUAGCUAACAGUUUGCCAUUGAAUAAUAAUAAAACAAGCAUAUUUUCAGGCUUCCUGUGUUAACCUUUAGGACCAAGUGUUAGUACGCUGUGCCAUUUUGCUCCUUGCGUAAUCAGUUACAAGUUCUUUUGCAGAAUCUAACAUGGAGGACAAUGACAUGGUUGUGUGUGGAAUUUUAGUGAAUGCUUGUUGCUUAAAUGAUUCUCCUAUAGACAGUCAUACUUUUGCAUUGUGAAGUAUAGUGUCUGGAUGUGUGCCAUUUGCAAGUUAAGAGAUAAUUGUAAGACCUUGUUUAAAUUAUUUUUGCCUUAGCGUCAUAGGACAUCUAAUACACUGUCGACAUGUACUGACUUGCACAAUCUUAAAUAAACUAUUUGAUUUUGA
This is a messenger RNA of Danio rerio (zebrafish), 2269 nucleotides long. It is a transcript of the gene bsg, whose product is annotated as basigin. The record is from RefSeq and is marked validated. Gene Ontology annotation, cellular component: endoplasmic reticulum membrane; basolateral plasma membrane; plasma membrane. Lineage: Eukaryota; Metazoa; Chordata; Actinopteri; Cypriniformes; Danionidae.